CGGCUUUAGUUAGAGGAAGUUACAGAGAGCAGCUGGGCUAGCAUGUAACCUUACACGAGUUGAAUCCAGCGUUGCAGUAAGUUAGAGGAAGGCAGCAGCAUUCAUGGAUAUUGUGGACACCUUUAACCAUCUAAUACCCAGCGACCAGUUGGACGAGUCCCUGAUAAUAGGCCAGAAUCUGGAAUGUGAAGCUGGUAAUGAAUUUGGAACAGGACUGCGAGUGGAAGAUUCACUGAAGAACAUGCUCAGCGACAAAGAUCCCAUGUUUGGCUGUGCAAGCUCUCAGUUCAAUCUGCUGGAUAAUGAGGACUCUGCUUUCCCAAUCCCUGGCUCAACAGGUCUUGGUGGUGAUCCAGCAUCCUCAGGCCUCAGCAGUGAACUGACAGUUGCAGAAACCACACCAGUGAAGCGUGGAAGGCCAAAGAAACGGCCACUUUCUUUAGAAUGCCGGGAACCACAACCCUCCGAUACACCUAGAAGAAAUGUGGCUCGAGGAAGACCUGGGAGAAAACCAGGCAACCGGCUGCAGAAGACAUUUCUCAUAGAAAAAGGAGUCAAAGGCCCUCAGCUAAAGAGAGAGUUAACUCUUGGAGGACGCAUUAAUGUGAAUGAUUUUGAAAGUGCAUUGUGGCUGAACCCUACAGUUGUAUUGAGACGGUUGACGGUCACAAUUGGAGGAUUUAGGAUUGAGCUGCUCCCUGGACCCUAUUACACUCAGCAUGUGGAAACAUGCGAGUCUUCAGGCUUUGAAGAUGGAUUUUCAUACAGUGGGGAUGUUGGGUUUCCUGUGUUGCCAGAUGAAGCUGUAAAUGUACAGAUUCCAUUACAGGAAGAUGUGGCAGGGAUGGAGAGGAGCUCUGUGGAUGAUGCAGCCCUUGGACUGGGCCCAUAUGUGAAUCCUAAUGACGUACAGACCUCUAAUGGGACGGUGAAGGAGACUGUCAGCGCACAAGAGACAAAACUUGACAAUCAGAAAGAGUCUGCACAGGAGAAGAUGGUUAGUAAAGACAAGCAGCCUCAAAACACUGAGAAUAAUGGAACUAAUGUUAAUAAUAAGGCUGACGGUAAAGCUAAGCAACAGACUGUAGCAAAAACUUUGGUCAAGCCUAAGCAAGGAGUGACCCCUAAUAAGAAUAAGGACUUGGUUUCUGGUAAACCAAAUAAUGUUAUAAAGGGACACAAAGUAUCCCAAAACAUGCCAUCCACAAUCACCCAAAGAGAGGACCUGCACAAAAUCAAAUCCUUAAAGGAAAAGAAAGAUGUUGCACCUUUGAAAAGGCCUGCAGAAAUCACCCAAAGUGAGCAUGCUAGUAAAAUGCAGAAGAUGCAGAGCACAGCAGAUACUAAAGUAAAGCCAAAAUCACCAAUUUCACCGAGCCCUGUGGUGAAAAAGAUCCCAUCAUCCAGCAACCAGGGUCCAACAAAACAUCCUCCUCUGCACAACAGCUCCAAAAAUGACACUGCUCACCCGGCACAGGGACGCCUGGGUCAUUCUUUAAAAUCCCCGGAUGAAGGAGGGCAGGAUAAGCCCAAGCUGAAAAAACCUGAAAAGAUCAUUCAAAGACAGAAAAGUAAAACAUCAAGAAGUAUUUCUGUGGAGGAGCCGCAGCUGUUCAUUCCAGACAAUGCUCCUGUUACCAAGAAGGAAACCGCUGAAGAGCAGCCUGCCAAUAAUGAGGGUGUUUGGGAUGGAAACAACUGUUGUGGUCUGUGCAAAAAGCACCACAAUAACAUGUUCAUGGUUGGCUGUGGCCGCUGUGACGAUUGGUUCCAUGGGGACUGCGUUGGUCUAGACCUGACUAAAGUACGAGAAAUGGAGGAGGAAGACCAGAUGUACGUGUGCUUGAAGUGCUGUGAGGAGGAAAACAAAAAGGUUGAACCCGAACCCUUGACGCCCUUGACUGUAGUUAAACCAGAAGUUCCUGCAAAGACAGAGGUACAGGAUCAAAAGCAGCCCCCCAAGCCUAAACCAGGACCCUCCCAGACACUCUCAUCUGGAGGAGUCAGACCAGUAAGAAAGGAUCCAGAUAGACGACAGUCCACAGAUAGCAGGGAAUCAGCUCAUAAAACAGGCAUUCAACUGAAACAAGACACAAAAAGUAAGACAUCUUCUUCAGCUUCAAAGAAACCCGUGUCUGUGGAGGCAAUCAGGCGCAGUGUGCGUGACUCUCUGAGAGAAAUCCUCACACAGAGGUUGAAAGACUCUGAUUUGAAGAUCUCAGUGGAGCAAGCCUCUGAAGUUGCCAAGAAAACGGAGAAAGAGCUUUUUCACUUGUACAAAGAUACCGACAACAAAUACAAGAACAAGUACAGAAGUCUUAUGUUUAACCUUAAAGAUAUUAAAAAUAACGUCCUUUUUAAGAGGGUUCUCAGAGGUGAAAUUUCACCCGCUAACCUGAUUCGUCUGAGCCCUGAAGAGCUAGCCUCAAAAGAACUGGCUGCAUGGCGACAAAGGGAGAACCGACAUACUAUUGAGAUGAUUGAAAAAGAGCAAAGAGAAGCAGAGAGACGGCCAAUCACAAAGAUCACACACAAAGGGGAAAUAGAAAUUGAGAGUCAAGAACCAGUGAAAGCACCUGAGCCUGCAGAGUCUCCUCCCAAAGCAGCAGAAGUGGCAGCAGAAAAACCUCCAGUUACCCCAGAGCAGAAGGAAGAGAGUACCAAGGCAGAGAAAGACACAACAAGUCAACACAAGUCUCACUUGUUUGACCUUCACUGCAAAAUUUGCACUGGUCGUAUGGCACCCCCUGUGGAAGAGGCUCCUACCAAAGUGGUCAAAGUUGCUACUACCGUGGUCCGGAGGCAGUCCACUAAAGCAGAAGAUACAAAGAGCACAACGCCUCCUGCUAUGGAUGAUGACCUGCAUCUCACAGUUUUAGAGGAGAGCUUUCGAAAUGCUCAGUCAGGCUAUGAAGGACGGUCGGAUCUAGCAGCCGGCAGAGAUGAACAGGCUGCUUUUCUUUCCAACCUGAAGUCACUGUGGCGUGGAUUCAUCAACAUGCAGGCUGUCGCAAAGUUUGUCACUAAAGCAUUCCCUGUCUCUGGCAUUUUGGACCACCUGACUGAUGAUCUUCCAGACAGCAUUCAAGUUGGGGGAAGGAUCAGUCCACAGACAGUGUGGGACUAUCUGGAGAAGAUUCGGGCAACUGGAACAAAAGAGGUGUGCCUGAUUCGCUUCUCCCCUGAGACAGAAGAAGAUGAGAUCUCCUAUACUCUGCUUUAUGCCUACUUCAGCAGUCGAAGGCGCUUUGGGGUGGUGUCCAAUAACCUGAAACAAGUGAAGGACAUGUAUCUCAUUCCUUUGGGUGCCACUGAAAAAGUUCCACAUCAGCUUGUUCCCUUUGACGGGCCAGGUUUGGAAAACAACCGUGGGAACCUUCUCCUUGGACUCAUAAUUCGCCAGAGACCAAAGAGAGAUUUUCUUUCCGUCGAUAUGAAUGAAACUGCGAGGAUUGUUCCUGAAAUCCCGCCAGUCACCCUUUCAACGAAGGAAAUCAGAGACACAGAGAAAGAAGAAAAGUUUUUCCUCUCUUCUUUGACUGCGCCGCUCAGUAAAGAGAAGGACAAACCACUUAACACUACUGAAGAGGUUAAUGAGCCAAUUACAGAGUCCUUUGAAGAAACAUCUGCAUCUGAGGAAAUCAGCGAUCAGGAACCUAAAAAACCGCUGCGCUUCCUUCCAGGUGUGUUAGUAGGCUGGGGUGGGGAACUUCCACCUCUGCCAGAUGUUGGAAUUAAACCUGCAGCAGCAGCUGAUGACACCCAUAAGACCCAAGCAGCUCAGAAAACAGACACGUUCACCGGAAACUCAAAAAGUCCAACAACUGCUGCACCACGAGAGCGCUUUGUCAUCAAAAAGAAAGAAGUUAAACCCGUUAAAGCUGAACCAGAGCUUCCCAGCCCGACUGAUUCAUCUGCUCCUAACAACUCAUCAGCCAAGGAAGCUACAGCAGUGACCCCCGGUGCACCGGUCUCUCUGAAAGAUAAACCUCCAGAUGUAUCGACUGAAGCCUUCUUGGCAAGCUUAUCAACAACUCCAAGUGGGACUGAAACUAGCAGCGCUGCCUCAGCAAACAAAGAUGAUGCUGGCCUUUUGUCUGAAACUGAAAAAGGAACAUCUGGAGGGAAUUCUCUGUCGCAGCCAAGCUCCCAGGCAGCUGCAGCUCUCACAAAUAGCUCAAAACCUUCUUUAAGUGGAAUAUUGAAAAAAUGCUCAGCGUUUUCCACAGCGAAUGAAGAUAAAACACCGGUGCUACACAAGGAUAAAGCCAGCCUCCCUGCUCCGUCUAGUCCUAAACCUAUUCCUACAAUAAGCAGCACUAGAAAUGUUCCUGUUACACUUUUUCACCAAGGAUAUCUGCAGCUUUCUCAGGCCAAGAACAAACUCAAUGAAGAAAAACAAUCAUCUACACGAUCAUUCCCAAGUGUAAAGGAAGAUCCUAUCACGUCCAGGCCGAUAACUCAGACAGUAAAUCCUUCCACAGUCCACGGACCACAAGCAGCGUGCAACAUAGAAGCCUCCGAGCCCCAAAGCGACCUGGCAGAGACAUCAGCUCCCUCAGUUGUCAGUAGUGCUGCACCUCUUACAACACAACAACCUCAGGUACUUGGCAGCUAUGACUCAACAUCCGGCCCUCGUAACACUUUCAUCACCCAGGAUCAGAACCACAGCACAUCCUCAGCUCAGGAUAGCACUUCACAGGCUAUCCCAGGCCUUGACAGCUACACUGAACCAUCCGGCCUGCCUCUAUCUCAGGCCAAAGAAUACAAGCGUGUAGAGGAGCGAUACAGCGACCCGUGGGAGAGGCCAAGAAACGCGGAUGAGAAAGACCACCACGGGAGGCACAGCCAUCACAGAGACUCCCAUCACGGGAAGAAGAGCCGGCACCACGACCGGGAGCGGGAGAAGAAGCACGACCGCAGCCAUGAUGACAAGUACAGAGAGAGAAGCAGACACCACGGGCAUUCUGACGACCGCUACGGUGAGAAGAGGAAAGAGAGGCACAGCGACGACUACAGCAGCCGUCACAAGGACAGACACCGACACAGAGACAGGAGGGACUCUGAUUAUGAGAAUGGACGGAGGAGUUCAAAAGACAGUUACUCCUAAUUCAGUUCGUUUUCAUUUCAAAAGCCCUGCUGGGGCUCUAAGAAAGACUGUUAGCUCGUUGGUCACUCGGCUGGUUCAAACCACUUCAGCUAUAAACAGCUGAUAGUUUUCGUUUUUGUUCACCGGUCUGCCGCUUACACGCCAUUUUCUUCAUGAGGUUGGAUUUGUUGUUGAAGACAGUAUAGCCAAAACGAAUUAUCAUUUCAACACGAUUGUCAAGAUACACAAAUAUUUUUUCUCUUCAGACCAGGGGGAACUCAAUAUUGGAACAUUUUUUUAAGUUUUUAACCUUUUACUGUAUAAAAAUUGUUCAGAAUGAGUUGCUCUACAGACUACGAACAGUCCAUAAAUGUUUCCAGUCUUGUGAGGACCAUUUGGUGAAAAGUUGCACUCAAACAUUUGGCAUGAAUGUAACACAGACAACAUUUAACUGAGGAUGGCGACCUACACAGCAGCUUUGCUUUUUUCAAACUUAAUUCUUUUCAAAUUGCUUAAAUAUUUUAUAACUUUCUAUUGAAAAAGGAUGUACAUUUUGGCUUGUAAUAUAACGUAGAGAUUAUGUGCGCCUUUGCACUGUGUGUUUAUGUACAGUUCGUAAUAAAGCUAAUCCUUUUUUAUUAUUGAUUAUAAGAAACAUCUUAUUUCUUUUAAAUUGUAUUAAACUACCUGGAGACUCA
Messenger RNA from Cheilinus undulatus (humphead wrasse), 5787 nucleotides. It is a transcript of the gene phf3, whose product is annotated as PHD finger protein 3. The record is from RefSeq and is a predicted model, not a curated record. The transcript is spliced from 16 exons. Gene Ontology annotation, cellular component: nucleus. NCBI's taxonomy places the organism in Eukaryota, Metazoa, Chordata, Actinopteri, Labriformes, Labridae. Gene Ontology annotation, biological process: DNA-templated transcription. The coding region runs from base 104 to 5110 and encodes 1668 amino acids.